AUUCUUUGAGUUUCAUCUCAUAAUAAUCUCUCAUCGUCAUAACUGCUUGUCUUUUUUGGUGGCUGUAAUAACACCAUUGUUACUGUAGGUGGCAGCAGCCGACUCGAAUCAAGUGACUGAAAGACGCAGAGGAAGAAAAUAGUCUCGCUUAAAGACCCCGAACAACAACAAAAACCUGGGUCAGUACUUUAUCGGUUUGAAAACGCAAAGUUAUUGCUGCUUUUUUAAAUGGGAGCAUAUAUAAUAAUUUAAAAAAAAAUGUUCAAUGAAAACUCUUCUGCGAGUGAAGCCGGUGAAGUCGCUUGUGGAGACGGAGAGGACAAUGUGCCCGUCUGUGAAUCAAAGGAGCGGGGCUUUAAUGCUGCUCAUGAGACCCCCUCUGCCAGGUUUCUGCAGGCUGAACUGGAGCUGAACGCUCACCUCCGUGGCCUCCGCUUCAGCGACCCUGUCCGGUACAUCUACAACCCGCUGGAGUACGCCUGGGACACCCACCGCUGCUAUGUGGAGAAGUACUGUCAGGCCGGACAAAAGAUCCUGUUUUUGGGGAUGAAUCCCGGACCUUUCGGAAUGGCUCAGACAGGGGUCCCAUUUGGUGAGGUGAAGUCAGUUGUCGACUGGCUGAAGAUCACAGGGGAGGUCGGCCGCCCACAAAAUGAGCACCCAAAGAGACGAAUCACGGGGCUCUCCUGCACUCAGAGCGAAGUGAGCGGCGCUCGUUUUUGGGGCUUCUUCAGAAAAUUGUGCGGUGACCCGGCGGUCUUCUUCCAGCACUGCUUUGUGCACAACCUGUGCCCGUUAAUCUUCAUGAGCGACAGCGGGAAGAAUUUAACACCCCCCGAGCUGCCCGCAGCUGAACGGGAGGCCCUGCUGCGCCUGUGUGACAUUGCACUGUGCCAGGUGGUGGAGGCACUGAACGUUUCCAUGGUGAUUGGUGUAGGAAAGGUGGCAGAGCAACGGGCACGGCGGGCCCUGUCUGCUGCAGGUGUCAAUGUGCGUGUUGAGGGCAUCAUGCAUCCAUCGCCCAGGAACCCGCUGGCUAAUAAGGGCUGGGAGGAUGUAGCUAAAGCCAAACUGCAGGAACUUGGUGUUCUAUCCCUUCUAAUUAAAACUUGCGCCAAUCAGUCAUGAUUAAUCUAUUCACUCCAACACCAGAUGAGGAUGUGUGGCAUUCCUGUGUAUCUUUCAGUUCCCAGAUGGCUUGGUGCACUGUUGAGAAGGGCACACUCACUAACCUCUUCAUGGCUCCAUCUGUGUGUCCAAACACAUGCUGGUAGCUCCAAGGAGAACCUGUAACACUACUGCUUUUCCACAUCUGUUACCACAAAUGCUGUAAACAACAUCUGCUCUGCAACUGCUUUUUCUUCUCUAAAGGUCUGUCUGCAUUACUUCAAGACGUCUUGUCUUGAUCCUGCUGUGAUCAGAAGCUGCAGCAUGGCUUUAAAAUAUGGAGCCUUAAAUAUUUCUAAUGACUGUACGGUGCUCAGGGUGUAUGUGUAUAUUCAAUAUUGUAUUUUUUUUUGUGUAUGACAAGUGCUACAUCUACAACUGAACCCUACAAUUAAAGUUCAUGUGGCCUUAUAUUAAUCAGCUAAUUAAGAUGUGACCUAUGAAUUUCCUAUAAAAGGACAGUGUUGAUGUGUUAAUAUCAACGAGGGUCACAAAAUUAGAUCGGAAUAGAAAAGACCAGAAUUUAGUGAAACAUUUAGCUGGCUACACAGACAGCUUUUUGUCAUGUUGCACAAAAAAUAUAUUCAUACAGGGCAGAAUCAAUCUGCGGCGCUCUUUAUGACAUGUUUUAUAGCUCUGUUUUAAAUUUUCGUUUAGCUUGGUAAUGUAUUUUAUGGGUCUGCACACUGAAUUUUCAGUUUUGUUUUUAUUUUACUAUUUAUUUUACAUUUUAUUUUACUGUUGAAAUAAAUACUGGCUGAUCAAAUCUGAUGCUGCAAAUGUAGCAGAUUUCAAAUGGUCGACUGCGUUGUGACAACAGACACAGACUGGCUGGAAACUGGAUUUAUUUCUAAAAGACAAAGUGCAGCAGCAAAAUCAGUGUCACACAGCAAUAGCAGGCCUCUCCUCAUUCCAGUGUGGAAUCCAUGCCGCUCUGCUUACAAUAUAUAAAAGAAAAUACAAUCUAUCAAAACAACAUCCACUUUAAAAUCAAAUGUUAUAGUGGGGUAAAACAGAGACAAAUAUGAAGCCACUAAUAAUAACUUGUAAUUUUUAAAUCCCCACUAAGAUGGAUCAAACACACAAUACAUAUUCAAACAACUUUAACUUUUCCCAACAUGGCUGAAAAUACUAUUCAGUGUGCAGCCUCAGGUCAUGAACUCAUUAUACGCAUAAAACAAAACCUAUACAUUUACACAUACCUAAAAGACAAAGUGCAGCAGCAAAAUCAGUGUCACACAGCAAUAGCAGGCCUCUCCUCAUUCCUGUGUAGCACAAGUAAGCAACACAUAAACGGAUGGUGUAACAGAUAAAACGCAGUUCCAAUUGCCAUUUUCCUCGUUCAAAGCAAUCAAAAACACUUUGGGAGCUUUUAGCCAUAAGAACUAAUACUUAGCAACG
Messenger RNA from Neolamprologus brichardi, 2568 nucleotides. RefSeq names its product single-strand-selective monofunctional uracil-DNA glycosylase 1 (gene smug1). Gene Ontology annotation, biological process: base-excision repair. NCBI's taxonomy places the organism in Eukaryota, Metazoa, Chordata, Actinopteri, Cichliformes, Cichlidae. Gene Ontology annotation, molecular function: single-strand selective uracil DNA N-glycosylase activity; oxidized pyrimidine nucleobase lesion DNA N-glycosylase activity. The record is from RefSeq and is a predicted model, not a curated record.